AUGUCGCAGGUCCAUGGAAUUCAGCAGUUAUACCUUCCAGAAGGGGAGCCUACAAUCGACAUUGUCGCAGUCCAUGGCCUCAACGGAGCGACCCAAACUUUCUGCCUAAAAUAUCUCACGACGGCUCGCAUCUUGACGUGGGGUUAUAAUGCAAAUGUUACGGAUUUUUCAGGAACAACAUCUUCAGAUCGAAUAUUGCAGCACGCGCACACCCUAAUAGCACAGCUAUGGGCAGACAGAGAGCUCGAGAAUGCAGCAGAAAGACCGAUUAUCUUUCUUUGCCACUCAUUGGGUGGUAUCAUAGUGAAGAGAGCCCUAGCAUAUUCCCAUAGUCGUACAGCUCACAAUAUCGCACAUCUUCAUUCUAUCUACACUUGCACCGUCGCUGGCAGCCUCUUCAAACUUACCGCCCCGAUCCCCAAGAAAAUACUUCGCAGUAAUUCUAGCCUAGUGCAUGCGCUCGAACCGGAAUCUGAGAUCCUACAAAAUAUCACCGAUCAAUUUGCUCCGCUCAUGUCUAAGUUUCACAACACUAAGAGAUCAGGUAUCGCUGCCGAUCACAGGGGAAUGUGCAAGUUUGAGGACAGCACGUGUCAGGGCUUUCGAACGGUGGUUUCCGCUCUGCGGAGGUACAGUAAGGAAGCGCCCCAAGUUGUGAAGGCAAGGACAAAGAAAGCCUCAAUCGAUAUGGACAGCCAAAGAUGUGAUGAGGCUGCAGAGCUUCUAAGAGCUGUUCAGUAUUUCCCGAUGGGUACCUUCCCCCUUUCCGCAAUCUCCAGCUUCCGUCAAGAUAAAGCCUUGCUUCUUCCGCUGUCAUGUGUCGUCGAGCCCGCCGAAUAG
Mollisia scopiformis is the source of this 840-nucleotide messenger RNA. RefSeq lists its product as uncharacterized. Bases 1 to 840 code for a protein of 279 amino acids. Lineage: Eukaryota; Fungi; Ascomycota; Leotiomycetes; Helotiales; Mollisiaceae. The transcript has 7 exons. The record is from RefSeq and is a predicted model, not a curated record.